Molecule: messenger RNA, 8946 nt
Organism: Phaeodactylum tricornutum CCAP 1055/1
Lineage: Eukaryota; Bacillariophyta; Bacillariophyceae; Surirellales; Neidiaceae
Exons: 2
Coding region: 1-8901 (2966 amino acids)
Biological process (GO): vesicle-mediated transport; intracellular protein transport
Cellular component (GO): clathrin coat of coated pit; clathrin coat of trans-Golgi network vesicle
Molecular function (GO): structural molecule activity
Source: RefSeq, a predicted model, not a curated record
AUGAAUUCCGACUUGCAAGCCAUAAUGGCUCGGCGUCGGCGUUUGGCGGAAGCCAAGCAAGAGGUAGAUGUAGCGAAAGCAGGAUCGACCGCUGGGAGAGCCAAGCAGCCGCAAUCGGGCUUUUUGACGUCUCCCAAAGGAUCGAUACCGACUUCCAACACGGACGCAAAGAAGGCUUCUCCUGAUUUACAAGCCAUCAUGGCGCAUCGCAGGCGACUAACGGAAGCAAACGAAGAUGACGGAGACGAGGUUGCGCCGGGUGCUCCCGGCGUCAGCCCAUCGUACAGGAGAGGCACUAUGGGUGACACCAGCGUGAGCCCAAUCUACAAGAAACGCAGCAUGGGUACCACCAGCGUGAGCCCAAUCUACAAGAAAAGCACCAUGGGUGACACCAGCGUGAGCCCAUCUUACAAGAAAAGUACCAUGGGUGACACCAGCGUGAGCCCAUCCUACAGGAGAGACGCUAUGGAAGGUUCGCUGACCGACUUGUACGCAGAAUUGGCGACAUCCAAAUCCAACUUGUCGCAGGGUUCACAUUCCCAAAUGAACUCGAGCUUGGAAUUGCAUCAAUCCAAGUCUGGAGAAGACUUGAGCUCCAUUAUGGAACGUCGACGUAGGAUUGCGGAAGGCGAUGGGGGUGGGCCCUCUCCACCUGCGCCUUCUCCACCAAAGAAGUCGCCACGCGUGAAUUACGCUUUGUCUCCCACCUUGGCUCCUGGAGAAAAGCCUUCGGCUGUCUCCUCCCCACUUAACGAAAGUUUGAAAUCGUUCGGAGUCAGUUCCGACUUACAGUCUAUUCUGGCCCGCCGUCGUCGUUUGAACGAAUCCGGUGAGCAAGGGCAGUCCCUAGGAACCGCAGAGCGAGUUCGUUCGCCGAAAGAUCGAAAGUCUGUAGUCCCAUCGCCUCCUCUGGUUGCCGAUACAUUGGAGGACGAGGCCGAAACCGGCGUGGCGCUGCAAUCAGCACAGAGCGGACGGUCCCAAUUAAGUGCAGCAUCCACGCAUAGUCGACAAUCAAAUCGAGAUGUAGCGCGACCUGACCCAACAGAACUUGCGUCCUCUUCGAGUCAUAGUCAUCAACAGACCUCGUCGUCGCGGCACAGUCCUAGUGAUAUCCCCGGUUCAGCUAGUGUUGGAGAAAUAUCUGUUGCCUCAUCACAGAAUCGGAAAUCGGAGAGUAGCGACGAGAGCAAAGCCAGCUCCCAGGACAAAGCUGUGGAACCGGCAGCUCUGGCAAUACCGGUACCCGUUAUUGAACUGGCACGAAAGGAAGAUGAUUUUUCCAAAAAGUCGGCAGAAGAAUCUGCACCCAAAUCAUCACCUACGACAACAAACAAGAAUGAUUUCGUGUCCAGCAGCAGCGACGACGACGAAAGUCUUGAAGAUACUUUAUCAAGCGAAGAUACAGAGGAGAGGGAACAAAGUAGUGUGGCACAGCGUGAUUUGCAGAAGAAUGCCCCGACCUAUACAGAAGAGUCGAUGACCCUAUCGGAAAGUCUCGACGAACGAGUGGCUCGGUUAGUCAAAGCUGCCGAGAGUCCUCCUCAAACUAAGGGCCCAUCAAAAGCGUCCACGGCUCGUCGACGGCAACACAACGACUCGAAAACCAGCGGCCACAGUCAAUCCAAGAAAGCCUCGCCUCGUUUGAGGCCCUCGCGCCGGUCGCAUGACAGCGAAGAAAGAUCUGUGCAAAGCAAGGAUUCACAGGAAACCCAGAGGCAGCGUCGAGCGUCUCGGAGAUCCAACAUAGGAAGUAGCGACGAAGAGCAUAUGUCUCUGAGGUCACUUGCGAAAGCAAACCGCCGCGGAAGUACUGGAACAAAAGACAGUGAUGAGCAUUCCCGAAGCGCUGAAUCGGCGGGAUCGUCCAACCGCCUUCGCUCCCGACGUUCAAGCACCGUUGGUCGGACAUUACGACAAUCGAGUAGUGCAGAAAAUUUGGAAUCAGACGAGACCAUACCAUCGAGUCGUAGCCGAUCCCCUCCUUCGCGUCAGCCCCAUGAACAGGGCCACAGCGCGAGUGAAUUGCAGUCUCUGGAUGUGGCGGGUGAACAGAAACCAUCAAAUUUCGCAAACAAGCCGGAAAAUAGCGAACAUGCAGCCGACGACAAAACUGAAGACGAAGCAAUCAACUCAGGGUGGGGUGAUUUUCCAAUUUUCGCUCCAAAAGACGGUUUGGAAAAACCAAUCACUGGAACAGAAAAGAAUAAUUCAUUGUCAUCUUCUCAAAAUGUCAGCUCUCAUCUUGACGUGACAGAUCGCUUUGUAGUUUCGCCCAAUGUCGACAGGUCUUCCUCUGCGGAAGCUGACGGUCAUUUUGAGCCAGUGCUCACAUCCGUAGCUGAUGGUUUUGAUGAUGCCACUUUUGGAAAUGGUACCUUCGAUCGUCCCACCGCCACAAACGGUCAAACCUCGGUCUCGGCUCGGGUUUUCGAUUCAGGGUUUUCCCCGGACGCCUUCGAAGCCACAAACGUAUUCGGGUCGCACGUGUUUAAUGAAGGCUUUGCUGGUCCGGAAACCUUUGAACAGCCUCACUUUGGCCUCAAGGAAUCGAUCAUGCCGCAGUGGGAUUCGAGUCCUUGGGAGCGCGCCCCCUUACGACGGUGUGGAAAGCUGAUUCUUGAUCAACAAGACUUUUUCUCAACAGAUUUUGCCUGUGCACCUACUUCAAAUCUAUCUAAUGGAAAUGUCAUCUUUGCAUGCUCAGGAAAAGAUGGUUUUUUUCUUAAGGAGAUAGACCCGAGUCGAAAUAGCGUUCCAGUAUGCUCUACUCCGGUUCUAACUAUUGAUCUUCAGCGAAAGGUUUCUUCCAAGUACAACGUCUCGAUCUACAAAGUCCAUGCUUUGACUUCACUGACGUCGGGGCUACAUGAAUCGCAUAGUCAGAGUCGUGUCCGUGUUGCAUCUGUUUUGGAGGUGAAUGUACUCGAGUCGCCUCAAUUAAUGAAGAUUGUUGCGGUUUGGCAAUGGGGGUACGGGACAGCUCAGCCUAUCGUCUUGCAGUAUACAAUUACUCCGCCUAGUGGAGCGGACUAUACCUUUGAUGCUGCUACCCUACAAAUAGCCGACAAUCUUGUUUUUAUUGCAGGUUCUUCACCCAAAGGACCAUGUGUGUUUAUAACGAAGCCUGCUGCACGCGACUCAUGGUCGGCAAAUUUCCUCGGUGGGUCUGGCUUCGUUUCUGCCCUUGCUGUGACAACGACCUCCGAGCGCGCACAUCCUUUUGUAGCUGUUGGGCUGACAGAUCGCAGUCUCAGCGUCUGGACUUACGCAGAGGCAAUGAAGCCUGCAUCGAAGGAUUCAGAAUCUUCAAAACGAUGGCUUUUUCCACUCUGCAGACUAGAGGCGGGCUCGGUCCUGUCUAGCCGAGAAUCAAAGAACUUCGUCAGCGAAGAGCCAAGUGAUGCAGACUCGAAAGAAGUAGGUUACUGUACACAUUUUGCGUGGAUGCCUACGGUACCUAUGGUCUCGUACACGCUCAUGCUGGCUGCAAGCUUUCAGAAUGCUCUCGCAAUCUACCAUGUCGAGCUACCCGCAACAAUGGAUCCUAGUACGAACUCUGUCCGUCCCCUGUCACCACCGACCCACAUUUCAGUAUUGUCUCAAGCUCCACUUCUUGGACCGAUGGUGGCGGAACGUUGGCGUGGCCGUCAUGAACGAUCAUCGGCUAUCUGGCUCAAUCGGGGCCCUCACGUCGACCCCUGUCUAGCGCUUUUAUGUCAUACAGGUAGUACAAAUGGUUCGGCUGUCAGACUUGCAAUCGGUUGUCUCAUUUUCAGCCAAUAUGAUGGCGUUCCCGUUCCAGAGGACAAGAUGGUACCAUUCAGGUUGCUAGCUGGAGUAACCAUUACAAAUGCUAACAAAAGCUAUCCGUUGGGUAUAGUUCCAUUACCGCGCCAUCCUUGUGUCAUUUGCCAUUCUCGAAACAAGCUUUCGCGUUUUGUCCCUACUCUCGCAUUUGACAACGCCAUCCAACAUCGGAUGGCUUGGAUGGCUCAGCCCCCCGCUUCUAUUCCGCCGGGUUUGUCAUCUGUCGGCGAUCGUCUUUUGACGGAUACAGACAACGAUGCUCAAGGCGUUUUGCACAUUUUUUCUACGUUGCAGUUUGAGCGACGCGCAAGUACGGACUCGUCCGUCGUAUGGGGGCAGCCAGUGAGACGUUAUUGGCUUUGUCGUACUAUUGCUGGUGACAACCGUACGAUUGGAAAGGGUGAUCUGAAGAACGAGAAAUUGGAAAAAGAUUUUGGUAGAAGUGACAGAGUGAAUGGCGGCUCGGCCUCGCGCGCUGUAGCAGCUCUUGCGGAUGUCUCUAUAGCUGACCUUGUCCCCUUCAGGAUAGUGCGAUGUCGGGGUAAGGAGAUAUGCGCCGUUCUUUUUCAACACGGGUUUCGUUCCCAGUCUACUGAGCUUGAACUUGGCAGCAACGACGCUGUCGCAGUUGCCUUGGUCGACUUCUCUACUCCGAAGACGAUAUUGCAAGUUGUAGAAGGGCGCGAUAUAUGCUUUUGUUUUGACGGACAAACAGAUUUUCCUCAAGGUCUUUUGCUAAGCAAAGACGGCUCUAUGUUGACGUCCUUUUCCUGGCAAUCCAUGGCGAGCAAAUUCGAAACAGGAAGGUCCUAUCGUCCUAUUCUUGGGGUUGAAGUUGGCGACCAGUACAUCGAAUGCCGCCGCGUCUUUGCAUUCUCAGGUGCAUCGAAACUUGUACUGGUAAUGAGUGGAAUAAGUCAUCAGAACGGCACCACCCACAUUUUAGCUGGCGACUUAAGAUCGGACGCAGAGGUUUCGAUAACAAAAUGGUCGUCACUUCUCCCUAACAUGGAAAUAGGUCGAUCUUUCAAGGUGGAUCGCCAGGAAGAAGUUCUUUCGAUUAUAGGUCUCGAGCAUGACGACAGUGGCUAUCGUAACUUUGCCGUUGCCACGAGCGAAAGAGUUUUUGUUCUCUCGGCAGGGUUAGAUUUGUGUGCCGAAACGACAAUUGAACUUUCCUUCCCAUCUCUGGUUCCUAUGGGCUCCUUUGCGGUAUGCUUUAUCUCGCAGGACAAGGUAAAAUAUCUUUGUUGCCUUGAUGCCGACCUUUCUCUCGGGGUGGUGGCUUCGCUUCCUACGGAGCAAUAUGGCGAUCGCUCUCCUUUGCUACUGGCUCUUAGGCAGGACCGGAUUAUUCUGAAUGACAUCCACACAGGCGUAAGACUCGUGGAAUAUGGUCAGUCGCCGGAUGGCUUUUUACUUCCUGCGUGCAGAACACACCCGGCACUCAUUCUCGAACCGAUGGUUGCGAAUGCUGUCUGCGUUGGUGGGAAGCAGCAUCGGUCAACAGAAAUACUGAGGACCGUCAUUGAGAAAUUUGGUAGGAAGGUUGCUUCGAUCACUCAUGGAGAUGACGAAGGAAUAGGGCAUUUCGGAGCUGGAUUGCAGUCGAAAGUUUUCGAAAUUCUGCGCUUUUAUGGAUUAGAUCAAGCUGCUUCAUGGCUUCUCACGGGCACAGUGCAAUUUACCAGGACUGCGAAUAGCAAGAUACUGCCGACUUGGCUUCCAAUCGGGCUUAAGAGAAGUGGGGCCAUUAACUCUGACGCUUUUCUCCAUUUAGUGUCCAGCGGCGAUCAGUACUUAUUGGAGUAUUUAAAGUCGCCUAACCAGAACUUGCCUGCUACGAUUCCCCGGUCUACCGAUGCUUCAUCAUAUUUUUCACAUGAUUUUGCGAUGGACUCCUUAGGGCAUGGAAUUCCCUCUGAAGCGGUCAAAAGCUUUGACUUUGCUGGGUCAAGCCAGGCUGACAACUUAAUUUUGCAAAUUGCUUUAAUCCUCCAAAAGGAUAGAUCGCAGGAUAUCACGGAAAUUCUGAGAAAAUUAAGCGGUUACGAUGAGCCCAUGUUUUCACGGUCAUCGGAAUAUUGUCAUGUACCUGGCUCCUUGGCCGCUCUGGCUGUCUCGCUGAAAUCAUCGAAGUCAAACACAAACAGGCAGGUUAUGUCAAGCGACCAUGUCGAGCGGUGGAUGCGCCCUCUAGCCCCGUCGCUCCAGCGUGGAGCAACUUUUGGCCGCACGCGCCAGAAACUUAUAGGGGAGAGCGAUUUUAUUAAUGCUUGCUCAAAUAGCGACGAAGGAUCUGACAACUUCUGGUCAAUACCCUGCAACGAAGCGAAACACGUAUGGAAUGAAGGCCCGCGGAAAGCGAAGGACAAGCUUUUAAUGCUUGAUUCCACGGAGGAGUGGCUUGGCCGGCGGCGUCCCGCCAUCCUGGGGAAGGAGGGUGUUUCUGCAGCACGCGAUCGAGGGGAAGGAGCUCUGGCAGGUAUUCUAAACAAUGAAGAGGAUUCUUUCGGAGUAAUGAGUGAUAAUGAAAGUAUUGGCGAUGACUGGGUCGAUGGCGUCGGGGAAGGUCGGUCAGACGAAGCCAAUCUUUCCGCUUACUUCAGAAUGUCUGAAGGGGAUGACGAAGACAGUCAGUGGCAAACAGAAGGGCUCCUUGAUAUAUCUCCAUAUCAAAUCAAGGCGACGGUCAUCGGUGACGCUGGUGCUUAUCGCCUUCAGACCUCCACGUCAGGAGUCGACGAAGGUGAGCCCGGUAAGGUCAGGAGUCUUCACGAUCUAGUUUUCGAAAGAAGCGGAGAAGGCGUACCAUCAGGCCUUGCGGUACCUGCAGGCCGCGGGAGUAGUGUGGACGUCGGUGUCCUUCAUCGACCUGAUCGACAAUCACGCCAGAAGUGCUCCAUUGAAUUUUGGUACUAUCUCCCGAAGAAAAGCGCGAUUGUAACGGAUAUAAUUCUUACGCGGAGGACGAUGGGUAGCACUGCCGAUGAUCUUUCAAAAGUAUCUAUUUCGUCUGAAAAAGAGAGUGUACUGUGGGAUCUUGUCCUCCUUCAGUCUGGUGAAGUACAGUUUAGAUCAUGCGGAGGUGCCACACUUCUGUCGUCAAAAAAUAACAAUAUUGGGGCAGCCAAAGUGGUCACCAAUAAUCAAGAUGAAGAACAGCGUAAAGAUAUCGUUGCAUAUGAGCACUGGAACCAUAUUUGUGUUGUCAUGAAUUCCAGAGAUCUUGACUUGACGGAGUGCUUUGUUUCUCUAUACAUGAAAGGAACCGAGGUUGCGUCUAAUUCCUUGUCUAUGCUGCUCCCAGGCUACGAAAAAGGCGAUUUAGCCGAUCAGUCCACUCUUGAUGAUCUGCUUCAUAAGUCUCAGUUAAUUUUCGGCGUGAACAGCACUCCUGGAUUCAGGAUAACUGAAAUUCGCAUUUGGGCUUGUAGCCGCUCGGCCGAUGAUACUCAAGCCAUGAUGUAUGAGUACUUGAACGCUGCCGAAACAAAGAAGAAAUUUAAAGUCAAGAUUAAGAAUAAGAAAGGGGGAGCUCUGGGGAAAGGCGGACUUGCCUCGCCUCUGAUGGACACUGGUAAAGGCGCUGCGAAAUCUGGAACGGCAUUUAUGUUAAAAGGAGCACCUCCUCUCGAUUCAUCAGGUAAAAUGCAGCUUGAGACUGCUGCUGAUGCUUCGAAUAGAUUUAGUCUUGCACCCCCUUCCACCAAACAAGACGAAAGGGAAAGGAAAUUAUUUGAAGUAUCAAAUCCUUCAUCUACUUUCAAGAAUUCGUCCGACGCGUUUAGCAUCUCUGCCACUGAGAAUGAUAAAUCACAUCCGCUGUCUUAUGUUGGAGUGGAUAAGUCUCGGCAGCUGACGCCGUCGGUGGAAGAAGUCCAGCAGAAUGAGACUCAUCCCCCAGUUACGUCUACUUUGUGGGACACGGCGCUUCCUCUAUCCCAGCAAGUGCGUUCUUCGGCUGCAGCAGCCUUGAUUCGUGGCCCGCCAGCUACACGUCAUUUUGGAGGAAAUCGUGGAGGCUUACCUGACUUUAGUGGUAUGGAGCGUUUCGGCGUUGGAGGAGUGGCGAUCUGUGGAUCGGAAAAAACUAUAGUUUGGCGCGACAAUGAGGAUCCACCAGCUCUUACGUAUCCGAUUGGGGCAAGCGGUGCCAUAGUUAGUGAUCAAAUGGACGACGAAGGCAGCGAAUUUUUGUGUUGUUUUCUCGCGAAAGAAAAGCGCAUGGUCGUGUUUGAGCUACAAUCGCGUACUGUUGUGGUCGAGCUGCAAAUGACUACCAAGCUUAACUUUUGGCGUUUCCUACCACCGGAAGCCGACGAAAACACUUUGUGUUUUAUGCUCAUAACUCCAGUAGGGGGCUUUCACUGGAUGCCAUUGGAAGAGUCGCCGCGACCGCAUCAGGUGUGGAAACGAGGACCCGAGUUGCAAGGCAAGAAAGUUGUUUCUUACGAAGAAGGAGGUUCAAACGGACUUGAUGAUUCCCACAUUUUGUCCCGCGUUGGCCUCGUAUUGGUGACCAAACCAACAGGAGAUGGUACACUUGAAGCUUGGAUCGUUCCCAUUUCAGGUGACUCGCAGGCGUCUCAAUUCUCAGAGGAUGUCAUGGGUGCUUGCUUUUGCCAGCCACCCCAUUUCGACGAAGGGCCUUUUUUGCCACUUCUGGUGACCGUCCAUCUCUCGCACGAGAGAAUCGUUGUGAAUCUUCUUACAACUCGAGAGCUAUCGAAAGGGUCCAUCGAACUAGGAGAAGCCGAAGUCACCCAAGAGAUUGACGACACUGGCUUUGAGGACGUUGACUAUAGGCCACCUUCCUUGGCUAUGGGUGAUAUGCCGGAAGCUCUUUGCUGCUCGCUAGCCAAUAUAGUCGUCGUUAUUGUACGGCGCAAAGGUCUCGUGGUUGCCUACGAACUGGAGGAUGGAGAAUUGAGUUUAAUUGCAUCCGAAAACGUGGGUCAUUUUGUUAUCGACGCUGUGAUGCGGUACUCGGCCGAGGUGGGCGGGGCCGAAAUUGUCAUGUUACUUUCCGACAACGAGUUCCCCAAGGAUGGGCGUAUGGUGAGCUUUUGCUUCAGAUCCGCCGUUUGAAAUAGAAGUUCAGAAAUAUCGUAAAUGUGCAGGUGCAAGGAAUUA